AUGGAAAUUUAUACACAUUACAAUGUUGAUAGAGAAUCAUUGGAAACGUUUUUGUAUAUUUUAAAAGUUUUAUUGGCAUUUAUUUGUUGUACACCAUUAUCAUUAGCAAGUCCAACCAUUUCAUCAGUAUUAUUAAAUCAAUUACCAAAAUUUCUUAACCCAUCUCAUCAAUAUGUACUACCAUUUGUUUUAUCAUUAAGUUUUAUAUUAAAUUCAAUAAUUUAUUAUUAUAAAAGAAGAAAUAAUAUACCUCAAAAUCAAUUAUUAGAUAUUAUUAGAUGA
This is a messenger RNA of Dictyostelium discoideum AX4, 282 nucleotides long. RefSeq lists its product as hypothetical. The coding region runs from base 1 to 282 and encodes 93 amino acids. The record is from RefSeq and is a predicted model, not a curated record. The transcript has 2 exons. Lineage: Eukaryota; Evosea; Eumycetozoa; Dictyosteliales; Dictyosteliaceae.